CACUCUACAACCACACGCUCCCCACCUCAACCAGCACUCUGCAACCCUACCACACCACGUUACUCACACCACAAGCAAGAACCACCACUACCACCACACCGCCAUCAUGCAGAUCUUCGUAAAGACGCUGACCGGCAAGACCAUUACGUUGGAAGUCGAGUCAUCCGACACAAUCGACAACGUGAAGAGCAAGAUUCAGGACAAGGAGGGCAUUCCCCCGGACCAGCAGCGCUUGAUCUUCGCGGGCAAGCAGCUUGAGGACGGCCGCACCCUCUCCGACUACAACAUACAAAAGGAGUCGACGCUCCACCUGGUCCUCCGUCUCCGUGGUGGUAUGCAGAUCUUCGUCAAGACCCUCACCGGCAAGACUAUCACGUUGGAAGUCGAGUCAUCCGACACAAUCGACAACGUGAAGAGCAAGAUCCAGGACAAGGAGGGCAUCCCUCCGGACCAGCAGCGCCUAAUCUUUGCCGGCAAGCAGCUCGAGGACGGUCGCACGCUGUCGGACUACAACAUACAGAAGGAGUCCACUCUGCAUCUCGUGUUGCGCCUGCGCGGAGGUAUGCAGAUCUUCGUCAAGACGCUCACGGGAAAGACGAUCACGCUGGAAGUGGAAUCAUCCGACACAAUCGACAACGUCAAGUCAAAGAUCCAGGACAAGGAGGGCAUCCCCCCGGACCAGCAGCGCCUCAUCUUCGCUGGAAAGCAGCUGGAGGAUGGCCGCACUCUCUCCGACUACAACAUUCAGAAGGAGUCGACUCUGCACUUGGUGCUCCGUCUGCGUGGAGGACAAUACGGUCAGACGGGCUGAUGAUGGGUUCAUGUGCAAGGCGUUUGGGACAUGACUGCAGUCUACGGGCUGGGUUAUGAUGGAUCGGGUUCAUUCAUAGUUUACAUGGCCGUCGAGAGCCAUACAUCAAUGCAAGUUAGCAUGCCUUCGGGAUGAGAUAUUUCUCACAU
Messenger RNA from Parastagonospora nodorum SN15, 960 nucleotides. RefSeq lists its product as hypothetical. NCBI's taxonomy places the organism in Eukaryota, Fungi, Ascomycota, Dothideomycetes, Pleosporales, Phaeosphaeriaceae. The coding region runs from base 107 to 811 and encodes 234 amino acids. Gene Ontology annotation, molecular function: protein tag activity; ubiquitin protein ligase binding. The transcript is spliced from 2 exons. The record is from RefSeq and is a predicted model, not a curated record. Gene Ontology annotation, biological process: protein ubiquitination; modification-dependent protein catabolic process. Gene Ontology annotation, cellular component: cytoplasm; nucleus.